Lodderomyces beijingensis is the source of this 1677-nucleotide messenger RNA. The record is from the annotation of a GenBank genome assembly. NCBI's taxonomy places the organism in Eukaryota, Fungi, Ascomycota, Pichiomycetes, Serinales, Debaryomycetaceae.
AUGUUGGUACGGAUACGAAGAUGCUUACACUAUACGCGGAUCAUAAAGCAAGCAACAGAAGAUGCAACUCAAACAGCGCACACACCCAAUCAAAACUAUGUAUUCCACAGCUCUUUCCCCAGACUCAAUGAAAACCAAUCAAUCUUGACCCAGACCGUUGAAAAUCGAAAAAACAAAGAGCAAAAGAUGAGAAUUCACCAGAUUCUAGAAAACCCACCCGAUGCAGCAGAACCGACAAAGCUGGAACUAGACCAAGUUGACCCCCCAGCUGAGAAAAUCAAGCCGCCGGAACCCAAGAAUUUGAUAAGCAUAGCUGAUUAUUUCUCGGGCAACUCUCAUCAUUUGCACCAUGUUUUCUACUCGAGUCUCGUUGCAGCUAAAGCACGCCGCGCUCAAAAGGUUGAAAAGAAAAAAUUCAUCGAUUUGGCCAUCAUCAAGGUCACCACAGGUGCCGGUGGCAAUGGAAGCGUCUCGUUUUUCAAAGACAAUAUGAAAGCGCAAGGUCCCGCGGAUGGAGGCGACGGUGGGUCCGGAGGUGACGUCUACAUCAACGUUGUUGACCGCGGCACCAACUCGCUACAUAGCUUGAACAAACGAUACGUGGCGAUGAAUGGUACCCCUGGUAGAGCCGGCCAGUUGGACGGCAAAAGUGGCGCUGAUGUCACGAUUGAUAUACCGUUGGGCACGGUGAUUCGAUGGAUACCGGAUCCGCAGAUGUUCAAGCAGUAUGCCAAUAGUAAAGAGGGCGAUUCCAUGGAUGAUGUGUAUAUCGAGUUGAAGAUGCAAGAGGACUCGAUGGGGCUAUUUGAUGAUUUGAGCCAGAUCCAAUUGCAGCGGAACAGUUACGCCAAGGGAGAAGGGUGGAUUUUCAAAGAGAGGGGAUCUGAAUAUUAUCGAGAACAGCAGUACUUUAACCAGUUGAAUAAAAAAGUCACCAAAUAUGAUAAGGAGAUGGAUUAUGAAGAGAAGCAGCUGGAUCUUUUUCCCAUCUUUGGGAUCGAUUGCGAUCACGUUACUGAAAAACCGAUUCUUUUCCUACGUGGUGGACGUGGUGGAUUGGGCAACAUGCAUUUCACAACCUCCGAUAUCCGCAAUCCGCGAUUUUGCAAAAUUGGCAGGGAGGGCAUAACUGCGCAUUUCCUCCUUGAGUUAAAGUUGAUUGCAGAUUUGGGGUUGGUGGGCUUGCCCAACGCGGGCAAGUCGAGUCUAUUGCGUGCGAUAUCCAAGGCCAGGCCGCGAGUCGGGCACUGGGAGUUCACCACGUUGCAGCCGACGAUUGGAACCAUCCAGCAUCGGAUCGACGCCGAGCCAUUCACGGUGGCCGACAUCCCGGGGAUCAUCAAGGGCGCCUCUGAAAACAAAGGCAUGGGUCUCGAUUUUCUUCGCCACAUUGAAAGAUCGGGCGGGUUGGUGUUUGUAGUGAGUUUGGAGUCGGCUGACCCGCCCCGGGAUCUUCAAGUGUUGAUAGAUGAAGUUGGCCCAAAGAGAAUGAAGGAUAAGAAAGUGCUUAUUGUUGCUACCAAGGCUGACUUGAGCAACGAGGGCGACAAUUACCAAGUGUUGAGAGAUUAUGUUGAGACACGCUAUCCCGGAUGGAAGAUUUUACCGGUAUGUGCACCUGAAGGUGCCAACAUUGAAGCAUGUUUGGAGUUGAUGUAUGAGAUUGCAAAGAAAUAA